CGCAAAAUGUGGAGCACUGGAGGAAAGACAAAGGCCGCGGCCCCGACGUCCAUGGCGCCUCCGCUCUUCAGCAUGUCCAAAGGCCCUGCCACGAAGGCAGCUCCGGCGCCGGCCGCGAGCGUUGCCAAAGAGGCCAAGGCCGCAGCCCCUGCCAGCGGCGGUCUCAAGUCCGUCCUCGGCUUGGCAAGCUCGAUCGCGCCGGCGGUGCUGGCCAACGUGCUGCCCGAGAUCCAUGUCAACCUCAUGUGCGCGCACGAAGCGACGGGCUCCAUCGUAGUGCUGGGUGCGAAAGGUCGCCUUUGCUACGUCAACAUGCAACAUGCGGCGCCCAUCUUGCACGAUCUGACGACGACGCCGGCGAUGGCAUUGACCCUGGCGACGGCCACUGGCUUGUCCUUCAACCCGUCUGGCACGCGCAUCCUCGUUGAGGCGUCGGCUAGCAAUGCAACGCCAGGAAGCGACUUGUAUACCUUUGAGCUCCCGUUCGGCGCUCGCAACGCGCCGUCGACAGGCGAGCGCGUCCUCGUCAAGUUCAAGGACGGUACGAGCCGCGCCGUGACGCUCUCCAAGAAACAGGGCGUGGAUACCUUGCAGCGCGCUAUGGACGCACUCACAUGCGACGAGCGAGCGAACGUCAAGACUGUCUGCCAAGACGUCUUCGACAUCGACCUCCAGCGCGUGUCGCUGCCACCCAACGUCCGCAGCCGGCACGCGCUCUGGCAUCCGCUGAGCGACGCGCAUGUCGCUAUCCUAACGACCAUCGAAGACCUUCGGCUUGUGGACGUCCAAGAUGACACGACCGACCAAGUCCAUGCGCUCGAAAGCGCACCAACGACGUCCUCCGCAGUGCACUCGACCGCGAUUGCGUUUGGCCCGUCCACGGGGUGGGAAGCGUUUACCGUGUACAUCCUUCGCUCCAACGGCGACGUCUACGCCCUCAACCCGUUCGUGCCGUCGAUGAAAGCAGCGGUCGCCACGUCGCUUCUCGUCUUUCUCAAGCAAAAGACCGAGGCGCUUCUCGCGACUGCAUCCUCCCAGGAAGCCAUCGUCGUGCUCAAGGCGCAACGCCACUGGCUCGACGAGCUCUGGCCGACGGCGGCACCGCGCCCGGCGGUUAGCAAGUUUAGCGCUCCGCUCCAUGACGAGGAAGACGAACCCCGUCCGGCACCACUUGUGCCCACGACACGCAUCAGCACCACGUCCGGCCUCCGCCCGCACACGUGGCCGCUUCAGCUCCAAGGUCCGUUCACGCGCGCGGGGUCGUCGUGGCCAAAGCCGUCCGACGCGGCCGCGCGCUCGCUGCGUGCGGUCCCGUACCCUCUGACGGACAACAACAUUGGCCAGCACCCAGUGCUCGCGGUCGCGUAUUCGUCGGGCCAUGUGGAAAUCGUGCUGCUGGCGAAAGAAGCGCGGCCACUGUGGCAAUCAAGCCACGUGUCGCCGCCGCCGCCAUCGCCGCUGUACGUGGUCGAGUGCCUCGAUCUCGGGACCGACGCGAACGGCGGCAAGGCGGAGCUCACCGCCAAGGCCCAUUUGCCCUACUUUGUCUACGUCGUGCAUUCCACCAGCGUCCACGUCAUCCACGCCCACUGGAUGCGGGAGCCCCUCACGGGCCCUGUGACGAGCGCGGUGCGUCGCGUGUUUUCCGUGUCACCCAACGCACUCGCGUCGUCGCAUGCGAUUGGCGCGUCGGUUCUCCACACGGUCGAACUCGGUCACUUGAUUGUGGUCCAGCUCGUCUCGGGGGCGUUUGAGAUCGUCAACGUCAGCGCCGCGGUCGUACCCAGCGUCGCCGCCACCAAGCUGCGGUCGCCGCCAACGCCCACCGCGUCGCUGGUGCCGCUGCGUGAUCUUGUCGACGCCACUCAAUCCAAGCGCCCGUCGACGACGACAGCGCACGUGGCCGGUGCGACGCCGCUGUCGCAUGCGACCAUGGCGACGGUCCAGUUCACCUUGGACCAUGUCCGGCAGCUCAAUGACGAGGUCGCGUACCUCCAAGAACUCCAGCUGCUCGCGUCCAACCGGCUGAGUCUGCACAAAGAGAUGGCGACGAAGCAGGCGUCGUCGAUGGCGGCGCUCCAGAAGCACAUUGCGGCGCUCGAAGCGUCGACGAUCGCGCUCUCGGACCGCGUCAAGCACGUGCAAGCGACGCAGAUGCGGCUCAAUGCGCGCGCGGCCGCCGCGCUCCAAGCCAUUCGCGACAACCAAAUCGUAGUGACCAAGGCCGAGAUCAAGUACAAGGAGGACCUUGUCGAGAUGCAGACGCAAGUGCGCCGGCUCACGCCGCAAGUGGUGCAAAUGAACAUGGACGCCGAAAAGCUGCUGCGGACGGCCAAGCCGACGACGUCGACAGCACCGCGCUCGUUCUCGGACGAGAAGGAGCGCAUGGUUCACGACGUCUUGACCGCCGAGACGCAGCUCAUCGCAGACGCCAAAGCGAUUCUGAACGACCUCAGUGACAAGGUCGAAAAGAUCAAGCUCUCGGUCGCGUGAGGUGCAUAUCUAAGAUUUAAAAAACAGCGCGGACUUUGUAUUAAAUAAGAAGAUAAAGAGCAUUAGACGGUCGAGCUGCGUGGGCACGACGCGUCGACAAACUGGCGCUGGAGCUUCUCCAUCGCCGACUCGUGCCGCAUGCGGGACGUCGUCGGCAUGCGAAGAAUCGGGACGGCGCUGGACACCGGAUGCAUCUCGGGCGACUCGAGCACUUGCCGCCAAAUGUCAAAGUCCA
Saprolegnia diclina VS20 is the source of this 2728-nucleotide messenger RNA. RefSeq lists its product as hypothetical. The transcript has 3 exons. The coding region runs from base 7 to 2493 and encodes 828 amino acids. Gene Ontology annotation, cellular component: nuclear pore. The record is from RefSeq and is a predicted model, not a curated record. Gene Ontology annotation, biological process: ribosomal small subunit export from nucleus; ribosomal large subunit export from nucleus; protein import into nucleus. Gene Ontology annotation, molecular function: structural constituent of nuclear pore. Lineage: Eukaryota; Oomycota; Saprolegniomycetes; Saprolegniales; Saprolegniaceae.